AUGAGCGUCAGUGUUGAAUGCUCAUUUGCUCAUCUCUUGACGGUCCUUGUGUCUAUCGCUCUCUGCUCGCCAAACAUUUUCACCAUGCAUGCUCGACAAGUGCCAAUGUAUUGCUUUGUGAUAAGACCGGAUCUUAUAGUAGAAAGAAUCACGAAACUACGGUUAACUAACUGCGCUGAAGAGGAAAUGCACAAAAUAUGCAACAGUGCAAGACGAAAUAAAGCGAAGGAAACGCGAUCCGGUUGUCAUCCAAUGUCAAUAUUCAGCUGCAUCUUUUUGCGUCAACAUUUUCCAUGGCUCUGCACUCUCAACUCAAUGGAACAUGUUAUUGACCUUGUUGAAGAAGCAAAUCCUUGUAGGAACUUUGUGAGAAUGAAAAGAACACCGAGCCUUCGAAUGGUGCUGGUGGCACUGGUUGUCUCUUUAGGCGGUUCUUUUCAUUUCGGAUAUCAACUUGUCAUUACAAAUCCAUCUCAAUUCGCUUUCAUACAGUUUCUCAAUGAAACAGUUGGACAAAAACUGACUACAGGAUCUGAAAACUCCUUAGAUAAAAUCUGGAGUUUCGUGGUUGCUGUAAUAUUCCUGGGUGCUUUGUGUGGAUCGUUCUUAAUUCGCUUAGUUGCUGAUGAAAUAGGAAGAAAAAGAGGGCUAUUUGUAUCUAUCGGUAUAGGUGUUAUAUCCGCAGCAUUGUCAGCAAUUUCAAAAUUUAUCCCAAGUUUCGUGUUAUAUGCGUUGUCCAGGGUGACCAUGGGUUGCUCUGUUAGUCUUAGUCUCGGUUUGGCAGCUCUAUUCCUUUCUGAAGUCAGCCCAAAAGAAUGUCGAGGUUCAAUUGGGAUGAUUACUGGCACAUGUGUGCAAUUUGGGACUGUUGUGGGAUCAAUUAUAGCAAUGCCACAAAUUUUUGGCACAUUUGACCAUUGGUAUCUGAUCUACGUCAGUGAAAUCGUGAUGAUGCUAUCUUUUGCUAUUUUUCUCCCUUUUCUUCCAGAGACACCUGGGUUUCUUGCACAAAGAGGUGCUUAUGAAGCUGCUACAAAAUCGCUCAAGUUCUAUUACAAAUGCAACGAAGAGGCUGCGCAGCAACAUCUUUUGAAUAUAAAGGAGGAGCAGAAACGGUACACGAAGGUCUACACUAUGACGAGUGUGAUGAAGAAGGGAUCAUUGAGGAAAAAAGCGAUGAUUGGUAUUGUUGUAACAUUCGCGAUGUCGUUCAGCGGCAUAUCCGUGAUUAAUGCAUAUGCAGUCGAAAUUCUAAGAGGGACUGGGUUGACUACAUUGGAAGCAUCUCUAGCCAAUAUCGGGAUUGCUUUUGUUAGCAUGGUUGCAAUUGUAGCCUCAUCGAUGGUGGUCGAUAAAUUUGGUCGACGACCACUUCUGUUGGUAGCAUUCACCGGCUGCUUAAUAUGCAACCUUUUUGUUUUUGCUUUAAUGUUUACUUUCCACAAGUAUGGGUACAACGCUCUCGGUUUCAUCCUAAUAUUUGUUAUUUGUGUUUUCAUUAUAUUCUUUGCUAUUGGACCUGGUCCACUUUGCUACUUUAUUAAUGCUGAACUGGUAGGACAAGCAGCUCGAAGCGGCGCUCAAAGCUGGGGAAGCGUAGUGCAGAUGUUGAGUCGUUUCGUUAUUGUAACAAUAUUCUUGCCGAUGAGGGACUCUCUUGGCGAUUCAUGGUCGUAUCUUAUCAUGUUUGUUGUCCCAGUAAUCGCCUCGAUUAUCUUCCUCUAUUUUCAUUUACCAGAAACGAAAAAUAAAUCUCCACCCGAAGUUGAAGAAGCUAUAGCAAAGCUUCCGACGAUAUUUUCGCUAAGGUCAAGAAGAGAAGAUUCUUGUAAGAAGUAG
Molecule: messenger RNA, 1839 nt
Organism: Necator americanus (New World hookworm)
Lineage: Eukaryota; Metazoa; Nematoda; Chromadorea; Rhabditida; Ancylostomatidae
Exons: 15
Coding region: 1-1839 (612 amino acids)
Biological process (GO): monosaccharide transmembrane transport
Cellular component (GO): membrane
Molecular function (GO): hexose transmembrane transporter activity
Source: RefSeq, a predicted model, not a curated record